Messenger RNA from Solenopsis invicta (red fire ant), 1664 nucleotides. Its product is annotated as alpha-tocopherol transfer protein-like. The record is from RefSeq and is a predicted model, not a curated record. NCBI's taxonomy places the organism in Eukaryota, Metazoa, Arthropoda, Insecta, Hymenoptera, Formicidae. The transcript is spliced from 5 exons. Bases 127 to 990 code for a protein of 287 amino acids. Gene Ontology annotation, cellular component: membrane. Gene Ontology annotation, molecular function: phosphatidylinositol bisphosphate binding.
CCUUCGGUGGUGGUGGCUAUAGAUAAGUGAUGAUUGUCCUGUCGUGUACAGCGUUCGGUUCAGUUUGAGUAUAGCGCGGGAUUGAGAAAGAAGCAACAAGAAGACUCGAAAAGAAACAUAACGAAAAUGUCUUUCGCUUUGCUAUUGGAUCCACCCAGGCCUGAAGCCAAGGCUCUGGCCGAGAAGGAACUCAGAGAAACCGAAGAGAACGUGAAAAAGGGCAUCGAGACCCUGAAGAAGCUCCUCGAAGAGGACAAAACGCUUUAUUACUCUACCGAUGAUGAUUUCCUCAUGAUCUUCCUCCGGCCUUGCAAAUUUUAUCCGGAGAGCGCGCUGGAGCUAAUGAGACGCGUUGCGGAUUUCAAAGUGAAGAAUGCAUCUCUGCUGAACAACCUAUUGCCAAGUGACGAAAAAGAAGCCAUUUGCGAACACAAUGUCGUUAACGUUAUGAAAACCUUAGAUCACAAACAUCGCAGAGUAAUGAUAGUGAAUUCUGGCAAACUCUGGAAUCCGUCAAAAGUCAGCUGCGACCAAAUAUUUCGCUUGUUCUACUUGGUACACGAACUAGCCCUAAGCGAACCGGAAACACAGAUAUAUGGUACCGUAGUGAUAAUGGAUUUUGAUGGGCUAUCCAUGAAACAAGUCACGGGAAUGACGCCGUCCUUCAGCAUGAGGCUCCUUAGUUUUAUUCAAGAUGCAAUGCCACUGCGUUUAAAGGAGAUUCACUUUGUGAAACAACCGUUUUUAUUUAACAUGGUGUGGCAAAUGUUCAAACCAUUUGUCCGAGAAAAAUUGAGGAAGCGCAUGUUUUUCCAUGGCACCAAGAUGUCUUCUCUACAUACUCACAUUCCAGCGAGCCACCUCCCGAAAAAUUAUGAUGGUGAACUACCGGAAAUAGAUUAUACUGGUGCUGAUUGGUAUCCAGUAAUGAUCUCUCAAGAAGAUAAGCUUAAAGUGUGGAACACAUAUGGACGUCGCAAAAAUGAAUAAGCUAAACUGUUAUCACAUAGUUGCUGUUGUAGAUAUUAAAUGUCCUUUUUUUGUAAUUUAAAAAUGUCAUGGAUUCUGAAUGAUAGACAAUCUAAUACAUUGUGUAUAUAUUAUUUGAAAUAUAAUACAUAUAUACACAUUUUAUAUAAAAAUAAAUUGUAUCCGUGUAGAUAAUCCUGUAAUAAUAAAAUAUAUGAGGAAUAGUAUAAAGCAGGAUUUAUAUAAAUACUAGAUUAGAAGCAAAAAUUUGUUCAAGAUUCAUAGAUUCAAAACUUUGAAUUAUAUUCGGAAGUAAAUUUUUAAAAUAUAUAUUAUGUAUAACAUACGGUUGUCUAAUGUUUGGUACUAAUAUUAUAAUAUUAUAAUUACAGCAUAAUUUGUAAUGUUUGCAUAAUAUGCUGUAACAUUUAUAUUAUUAUUAAUAUUAUCAUAUGUAAAAAAAAACUGUUUUUACUACCAAAUUUUUAAAUAGUUGUUAUGCGUAACAGUUGAUCUGUUUUGUUUGUAAUUAUGGCACAAACUUUCUUGUUCGUUUUAUUAGUUGCAGAUUUAUUUUAUUUCUAAUUUUAUUAUAAUAACUAAAAUGUAAAUGUGUUAUAGAUUAUUUUGAAAAAAUGUUUUAUAAAACUUUUGUAUCUCUAAGUGUACAUAGAAAUAAAUAUUAUCACUCUUUU